CCAGCCAGCCCCACCAAGCACUUCCUCACACCGCCCACCUGGUCGUGCCUGCUGCCCCACAGAACAUCUCCUUCCUUGCCUCCACCCGCACACAUAUCCCCCCUCAACCCACGCCAACCCAAGCACUGACCUUAAAUUCACCUCCCUUUUCCAACCUCGCGCCACGACACCAACCAUCUCUUCCUUCUACCUCUGUUGCGUGUUCGCAUCAGAUACCGUCACGACUCGCGCUAACGAUCCCAGGAUCGCGCAAGUUGAUAUUUAAUUCACCCUUUCGAUUUUCUUGCGCCUUCUAGACGAUCAAAAUGGAGGAAGAAGUUGCUGCCCUCGUCAUCGACAAUGGCUCCGGCAUGUGCAAGGCCGGUUUUGCCGGUGAUGAUGCGCCCCGCGCUGUCUUCCCGUCCAUUGUGGGCCGUCCUCGCCAUCAUGGCAUCAUGAUUGGGAUGGGGCAGAAGGACUCGUAUGUCGGCGAUGAGGCGCAGUCCAAGCGUGGUAUCCUCACUCUGCGCUACCCCAUCGAGCACGGCGUCGUCACCAACUGGGACGACAUGGAAAAGAUCUGGCACCACACCUUCUACAACGAGCUCCGUGUUGCUCCCGAGGAGCACCCGGUGCUUUUGACCGAGGCUCCUAUCAACCCCAAGAGCAAUCGUGAGAAGAUGACACAGAUUGUCUUCGAGACAUUCAACGCCCCCGCCUUCUACGUGUCCAUCCAGGCCGUCCUGUCGCUCUACGCCUCCGGUCGUACCACGGGUAUCGUGCUCGACUCCGGUGAUGGUGUCACCCACGUCGUGCCCAUCUACGAGGGUUUCUCGCUGCCGCAUGCCAUUGCCCGUGUCGACAUGGCUGGCCGUGACCUGACGGACUACCUGAUGAAGAUCUUGGCUGAGCGCGGUUACACUUUCUCGACCACGGCCGAGCGUGAAAUCGUCCGUGACAUCAAGGAGAAGCUGUGCUACGUCGCUCUUGACUUCGAGCAGGAGAUCCAGACUGCCGCCCAGAGCUCCAGCCUGGAGAAGUCGUACGAGCUUCCCGACGGCCAGGUCAUCACGAUCGGCAACGAGCGCUUCCGUGCUCCUGAGGCUCUCUUCCAGCCGUCUGUCCUGGGCCUUGAGAGCGGCGGUAUCCACGUCACCACCUUCAACUCGAUCAUGAAGUGCGAUGUCGAUGUCAGGAAGGACCUGUACGGCAACAUUGUCAUGUCUGGUGGUACCACCAUGUACCCUGGUCUCUCGGACCGUAUGCAGAAGGAGAUCACUGCUCUUGCUCCCUCGUCGAUGAAGGUCAAGAUCAUUGCUCCGCCCGAGCGCAAGUACUCCGUCUGGAUCGGUGGUUCGAUUCUUGCUUCUUUGUCCACGUUCCAGCAGAUGUGGAUCUCGAAGCAGGAAUACGACGAGAGCGGCCCGUCGAUCGUGCACCGCAAGUGCUUCUAAGGUAAGAACCAACUGGGCGCCUCCGAUAGUAGCUUCAGCUCACGAAGCGUUUAGCGCAGGACUUUGGCAACUUCCCGGAUCGUUGCAAGGCACAGCUGGCCGCGCCACGGACGAAUCUGGCGUCGCGCAUGUAUCUCCUGGAAGACUCUCAUUUCUUACAAAAGUUUUGACGCUGGUCAGGGGCUGGUGGGC
This is a messenger RNA of Chaetomium strumarium, 1625 nucleotides long. RefSeq names its product actin. NCBI's taxonomy places the organism in Eukaryota, Fungi, Ascomycota, Sordariomycetes, Sordariales, Chaetomiaceae. The coding region runs from base 306 to 1433 and encodes 375 amino acids. The transcript is spliced from 6 exons. The record is from RefSeq and is a predicted model, not a curated record.